Humulus lupulus (European hop) is the source of this 1134-nucleotide messenger RNA. RefSeq lists its product as uncharacterized. Bases 1 to 1134 code for a protein of 377 amino acids. NCBI's taxonomy places the organism in Eukaryota, Viridiplantae, Streptophyta, Magnoliopsida, Rosales, Cannabaceae. The record is from RefSeq and is a predicted model, not a curated record. The transcript has a single exon.
AUGCUUGAAAGUUCUAAUCAGAGGCAGUCAAGAGGGUGUUUGCAAGAGGAAGAUUUUGAGUUAAACGAUGAGGAGUAUGAGCAAGAGGUUGAGGCAGAAAAAGAGAUGGGUAGGCCAUCUGAUCCAACUAAAUGGUGGGGCAGUGUGACAAAUUUGUGCAGCCAAGGUGUUCAGGGAGAUGAGUCAGAUGGGAUGGACACUGAAGAAGACUUGCAAAGUCUUGGAAGUGAUGGUGAAGAGGUUGGGCCUAGGAAGUCAAAAAUACAUUACAACCCUAGGUCCAACUUUAAGGAUUUCAAAUUUGUAUUGGGAAUGGAAUUUGGGACUGCAAAACUACUGAGGACUGCUAUUAAAGAGUACUUUAUUGAAAGUAAUAGAGAGUUUAAAUAUGUAAACAAAGACAUGAGAAGAAUUAGGGUCAAAUGCAAAGCUAAACAAUGUCCUUGGUUGUUGUAUGCAAGUGUUUCAAGAGCUGACAACACUACUUUCAAAGUGCAGACUUUAGUAGAUAACCACAACAGUGGUUUGGUCCUUAAUAAUAGUCAUGCCGAUGCUCCCUGGUUGUCUAAGUAUUUUUUAGAGCAAUUCAGAAUCAAUCCAGAUAUGAAGUAUAAGACUUUUAGAGAGAUGACAACUAAAACCAAGUACUCACAUGUUUCGAAUUGGGUAUUCUACAGAGCAAAGGCCAGAGCAAAAAUAUUGCUUGAAGGUAGUGUCUCUGAGCAGUAUGCUAUCUUGGAAGACUACUGCAAAAUGAUAUUGGCUACAAACCCAGGUAGCACUGCCAUCAUCAAAUCAAAUAUGGUAGAAGGAAAAAGGAUAUUUGAGAGGGUAUAUAUCUGCUUAAAAGCUUGUAAGGAAGGUUUCAGAUCUGGCUGUAGAACACUCAUUGGUCUUGAUGGGUGCUUCCUCAAAGGGUAUUGUAAAGGAUUGCUUUUGGCUGCAGUAGGAAUAGAUGCAACAAACUCAAUGUAUCCUAUUGCUUAUGCAGUUUGUGAGAAAGAAAACACUAACACUUGGUCUUGGUUUUUAGAAUUGUUGAAGGAAGAUCUAGAUAUUGACAGACCUUCUCAGUUUGCUAUGAUGAGCGACAGGCAGAAAGGGUUGGAGAAUGCUAUUGCUUCUGUUUUUUAG